This is a messenger RNA of Oncorhynchus gorbuscha (pink salmon), 2306 nucleotides long. Its product is annotated as probable E3 ubiquitin-protein ligase HERC3. NCBI's taxonomy places the organism in Eukaryota, Metazoa, Chordata, Actinopteri, Salmoniformes, Salmonidae. Gene Ontology annotation, cellular component: cytoplasm. The annotation marks the transcript as partial. Gene Ontology annotation, molecular function: guanyl-nucleotide exchange factor activity; ubiquitin-protein transferase activity. The record is from RefSeq and is a predicted model, not a curated record. The transcript has 19 exons.
CUCAGGCCAUGCCCAUUGUGGCAUACGUUUCUGUUUGGAGGAAAAGGCCAAUUUAGGUUUCGUUUUCGUUUCUUGCUGUGUUUCUUUUACAGAUAUGUCAUAUGGUCUCGUUCAUCGCUUUCAGAACGCACUGACUCCUAGGGCGCAGACUGACCGUCCCGUGUUCCAUCAAGAUGAGCUGAUUAUGGAUACGUUUAGACGGUGAUAAUAACACAUUUACAAUGUUUUCGUGGGGAGAGAACACCCGUGAUGGCUUCGGUUUAGUGAAAUCGAAGGAUUUGGUAAAGGCGAACACGGACGGUUGCGUAAAUUUCAUACACCUGAAAUCUCCAGUUACGCGUCUUUCUGCAGGUAAUAAAGUGGUCGCGUUCAUCAGAAAUAAUGGGAAACAAGUGUCCCUCGCUCGGAUGCAAGAUGACAAAGAUGGGAGAAGGAUCACAGGAAAACUGAAGGGUGUGGAGUGCAGGGAGAAGAUUCUGGCUCUGAGUUGCUGUGAUGCACAUAUUAUUUUACUGUCUGAAGAGGGCAGAGUUUUCUGCCUCACCCAAUCAUCCAAUGUUCCCAGCCCAGUGGGUAACUUGAAUCACGUAAUUCAAGUUGCAUGUGGAGACCAGCAUUCCAUUGCGCUAACUCAAGAUGGUAAAGUGUUCACGUGGGGCCAGAACUCCAGUGGACAACUGGGUUUGGGGGAGGGAGAGCCCAGCACCUUGUCUCCCCAGCCCCUCAAGUCUCUGUCAGGGAUCCCCCUGGCUCAGAUCACCGCUGGGGGAGACCACAGCUUCGCCCUGUCCCUCUCUGGAGCCGUGUUCGGCUGGGGCAAGAACAGCGCCGGGCAGCUGGGACUGGGGGACACAAUAGACAGACCUGCUCCAGCUCCUGUUGAUUGCCUGCAUCUAAAGAAGACCAUUACUGUUUCCUGUGGAGGGGAGCAUACUGCUGUUCUGACAAAGGGAGGUUUAGUGUUCACAUUUGGCUCGGGUCGAUAUGGACAGCUUGGACACAACUCUCUCAGAAAUGAACUACGACCUCGACUGGUGGCCGAAUUCUGGGGGGCAAAGGUGACCCAGAUAGCCUGUGGAAGAAACCACACAUUGGCGUUUGUGGGCUCCUUCAAAAAUAUCUACUCAUUUGGGCAUGGAGAGCAAGGGCAGCUGGGAAAUGGAGUCAAGAUGGAUCAGUCUGUGCCUCUGCCAGUACACCUACCACAGGACCACAUUGAUGACCAGCAAAUUGAACAAACCUUUGCUGGAGGAAACCAUUCUUUUGCCUUGUGCAGCACUACUCAAGAAUCAGGAAAAGGGUUGAAUGACUCCAAUCGCGGAAAAGUGACUCAAACAUUAGAUGAUGACAUCAUUAACAGAUGGAUCUCGGACUGUGACUCAAAAUCAUGGAAGACGAUACAGAAGGAAAUCACAAAAACAUUCUCUUCUGCAUCAUGUUUAAAUGGGAGCUUCUUGGACAAAAGCCGUGACAAACAUUAUCAAACCUCACUGAAGCGCUCUGGCCUGGACUUGUCAUUCGCCCGACUGGCUUUUCAAAAGCUGGCUAAAAAGAAUAAAGUUCUGGCUGAGGUUGAAGAUGUUGUCCAGCGCAUACUCCUUCCCUCCCUGAGUAAGGAUCCCAUUGGGGUGGAGGGUCUGAGGGUGUACCUCAUCAUCCCUGAGCUCCUGAGGGUUCUCCUAAAACAACAACGUGGCAUGGAUAUUACUGAGGCCUUCGCUGCUGCCGUCCUCAGACUGAACCCAGACAAGCUCCAGGUUCUUGAGGGCCUAUGGUCGACACUUCCCGACACCCCCUUCAGAACUCUGGUGAAAACAUUCCACUAUGUGUCAGCAGAGUAUCUCCGUAAGGUGGCAGAGGAGGAUUAUGCUGCUGAAAAACAUUUUGAAGGGACUCAUGACACUGUAAAGGUUAUGGAGAGGCUGUAUGAGGUCAAUUGCAACAGACUCAUCAAAAUUGCGGCAAGCAAUUUCCACAUCAACAGAACCAAUUAUAUGCUUCGGAAUAUGCUCAACACACUUGUAUAUUGUGACUACCUAAAUCUUCCCGAGGGUUUCUUUUAUACAUUUCAACAACAAUCCUGCAUCUUCAACACAGAGGCUAAAUGUAUGGUUUAUCAAUUGGAACUCAAUUACAGCUUUGUCCUCGGUGGACCGUUAGCCUUUUGGGUCCCUACAAUACAUGUGAGGAGAGAGAGAGCCCUGGAAGAUGCUUUCCAGCACCUUCGACAAAGUGGGCACAACUUCACAAUGCCUUUGAAGGUGAAGUUUCAAGCAGAGGAUGGUGUGGAUGAAGGUGGUGUUUCA